Neoarthrinium moseri is the source of this 729-nucleotide messenger RNA. RefSeq lists its product as uncharacterized. The record is from RefSeq and is a predicted model, not a curated record. Bases 1 to 729 code for a protein of 242 amino acids. The transcript has 4 exons. Lineage: Eukaryota; Fungi; Ascomycota; Sordariomycetes; Amphisphaeriales; Apiosporaceae.
AUGCUUACAAAUGCGAAGUCAUUCGUAAGCGGACGGUCCAAGGGUCGCUUUUGCCGCGGCCAUGGCUCAAUAAAGGACAAUCCAAUCCUUAGAGAAGCCUGCAUCCCACCGGUGAAGCAUCUUGCGAGGGACAGCAUCUACUACCUUUUGACCAGCCUUGUCAGCAACCAGGUCACGGAAGCUUGGCCGGAAAGACGUACUUCAUUACCGGCGCUAAUCGUGGCCGCACAAGUCUUUCUGAGCGGCCCCAAAGGCGCGGGCACCAAGGUGAUCCUUGUCCAGAUCAAUUCCGCCUCCCGGAUUGAUCCCUUUGAUGCUAUUCGAGAGAUCCAGGACAAAACGGUCGACCAUAUUGACGUUGUCAUAUCCAGUGCCGGCAUCGCCAAGCUAAAUACCGUCGAAGACUUACCACUAGAAGAGCUGGAGGAGGUAUUGGCCAUGAACGCAUUCUCUGUAUUGCUAUUGUACAAGGCCACACUGCUCGCUUCGCCUUCUUACUCAGGUUCAAAGGCACUUGCGAAUGUCUUGGUUGUCAAGAUGGGUAUGGAGAACGACUGGCUUAUUACGCUUUGCAUUCAUCCCGGGAGAGUGCAAACUGACAUGGGCAACAUGGCCGCCCGAGCGUUUGGUUUCGAGAAAGCCCCUGUUACCCUUGAACAGUCUUCCAAAAACACGGCGUAUAUCAUGAGCAGACGUCUGAAGUUGAAUAUUUUGGAUGCUAGUGGCUAG